CACCUAUAAUUAACAACAACCUUCAUCUCCAGACAAAAUCCGGUACUUUCUUGCCCUCUACUCACCUUGCCUCACUUUCGAAAAAUCUGGUUCAGUAUUGUGCAACUUGGUCUGUGUGUUAUUUAACACUCCCACUGGGACACCCCCCAGUUGGGUAGCUUUCGUCAUACUAUCUUGAUCCACUACCAGCAUCACCACUAUCAAUAUCAGGAAUAAGUAUCCCAUCUCCUCACAAUGGCAUUCCAACAACCAACCCGCCAGUCCGCUCCGCGAGUCUUUCGUCCCGCAUCCGAAGACGAUGAGUUGCAACAGGUACCUCAACCUGCGCCUCGAGAUGUUGAAGACCCCCAAACCUGGGUUCUCUUUUCGCCUCCUACCGAUACGGGCACCUCGACAUCUUACCUAACCUCGACGCAUCAAACCAAUAGUACUCCGGGUCGUUCAAGACUAAGUGAGAUUGGGAGUCUCGGUACAGCUGCGCGAUCAGACGCUAGUGCUGUGCAACAACAAUCUACAAGCUUUGUUGAAGUACCCCGGGAAGAGGACGAGGACGAUGCCGAGUUAGAUAGCCUGGAUAGCCAUCUUCCCGAGUUUCGUUCUAUGCCGACCUUUUACGACGCAUCGCAUGCUCUCGCUCAUACGACACCCGUAGUUCCUGCCCACGAUGGCCUCGGCCUGUUUCGAUUGGAGCAGGAAGUUAUGGGGUUUGACAUACAAGAGCAACUUUAUGCCUUCGAGCAGUAUAACCCUAACCGUUUGAGGAGACAGGAAGGUGUCGGUCUAGGUCAAGUUGAACUUGACGUUGAUAGGGCACAGGAAUUGGAAAAGAUGCAGAGAAUAGAAUCUUGGCGGCUAGAGCAUAGCCGUUAUCUUCUAGAGGAGAUUAAAAAAGAAACUCGCAGAAGACGAAGGUCUGCCGCCAGCAUGCCAAAAUCAAGUCAUAUGGAAAGAGAAGCCGAAGAUGUAGCAUCCAUGAGUGGGAUCGGUGAUGCUUCGAGUAAAAAAGCUGAUCAAAGUCAAGAUUGGCACGAUCAAGACGAAACAGAUCCGGAGGCGGGUCAGGAAAGCAUCUGGGGACGCAUUACUCGAAAAGUUAUCCGGGACCUCAUGGGAAUCGAUGAUAAGUUGCUCUCUGUGCUAUUUGGGGAAGCGCUUCCAGAUGAGGAGGAUCUUUCUUCGACACCAAAGGCAUCGGCCAUCCCUGUGCCUCAACAAUGCACGAACGCCCCAAUGGAAAAUGCGACGGACUCGGGCUGGCAGCUUAAGAUGCUAGAGCGAGUGGCUAAAGAACUAGGCGUGCUCAUUCAUCGGCUAUCUGAACAUCCCGGAGCCUUCUCGACAUUUAGUCGAGUGCAGCAAAUGCCUAUUCCGUACGCGGGUCUUCCUCCCAUUCCGGAGGGGGCAAAUGAUACGGCAACUACGGUGAAGACGGAUAAGGCACCCACUAUUCCCGAAUUUCAACCUACAAUCGGUAAGCGGACACAGCCAAUUGAUGUACCUCAUGUCGCACAGCCGGCUAGCUCCACCCAUGCAGAAAAUCCCGGGUCAGCCUUCACACAGGACGAGUGGGAACAGGAGCUUGAUGUGAGACUUGUCUUCAGGUACCUACGAUCACGUUUCAUAUCACGAUCGAGCAGUAGCGGCGGGGUCGCUGGAAAUUCUAGCCUCGCCUCGUCGAGCACGCAAGACAUGGCUGCUAAGGCUGCAAGAGUGCGUCAGCACCAUCCAUUGGUGUCACGACCGCGGCCUGCCGAGAGGCGCAAGUCCAAGGCAACCAUACCCUCGAGUCCCGUGUUCAAGCAUGCGUCUAGCUGCGCUAGUCAAAGCACACGGAGAUCAAUAAAAAAGAGUAGCUCAUCAUCCCGCCAUUAUUGGGAUAUUGGCGGUUCUGUUGGCACAGGAUCGAUGAUUGCCACGACAGGUCCUAUGGGAAGUUGGGGCGAGGUUUAAUAUGACGGGAUAGACGGUCCAAGUCCGCAUAAGCAGGCAUGAGCAAGCAUGAGCAACGAAAUGAUGUAUACAUAUUAUUGGGUCUACCCAGGGUCAGGGUGGUGAUGGGUUGGUAAAUAAUGAGGCGAUAUUUGCAAUCGGACUAAAUCACGAGCAUAUUAUACAAUCUCACGCAUUACAUUUACAUUUAUAUACCCAACCGUCAGUCUUCAUCUUAAGAGAAGAAAAUAUGAAGAUGGAGAUUUUCAAUAGUCCAUUGACCAAUCAAAUAUGAGAAUUGAACCGCACCUGGUAACAUAGUUAGUGACUCUGAGAUAUAUUUGUUAGCAUUGCUCAUCAGGUAGCUGCAUGUGCUUCAUGAGCUACUGUACAUGACUCCGUGCGUAG
Hypoxylon fragiforme is the source of this 2337-nucleotide messenger RNA. RefSeq lists its product as uncharacterized. The transcript has a single exon. The coding region runs from base 235 to 1950 and encodes 571 amino acids. NCBI's taxonomy places the organism in Eukaryota, Fungi, Ascomycota, Sordariomycetes, Xylariales, Hypoxylaceae. The record is from RefSeq and is a predicted model, not a curated record.